Messenger RNA from Patiria miniata (bat star), 1483 nucleotides. Its product is annotated as 3-ketoacyl-CoA thiolase B, peroxisomal-like. The transcript is spliced from 10 exons. Gene Ontology annotation, cellular component: peroxisome. Lineage: Eukaryota; Metazoa; Echinodermata; Asteroidea; Valvatida; Asterinidae. Gene Ontology annotation, molecular function: acetyl-CoA C-acyltransferase activity. Gene Ontology annotation, biological process: phenylacetate catabolic process; fatty acid beta-oxidation. The coding region runs from base 1 to 1320 and encodes 439 amino acids. The record is from RefSeq and is a predicted model, not a curated record.
AUGAAUCGGUUGCAAACAAUCACCGGUCAUUUAGCUGUUCCGCCGCAGCGCCCGACGUCAGUGAAUGUUGUUCCGAGAGAGACAGCUGCAGCAAGCGGAGCUGGAGUCGGGACUUCGUGGGUGCCAGCCCGGGCACCCAGGCACGACGACGUGGUGGUGGUUUGUGCUAAACGGACACCUAUCGGUAAAGCCAAACGGGGCUCGUUCAAGGACACCAAAGCUGAUGAACUAUUGACAGCAGCCUUCCAGGGUGUUUUGCAGGAAACCAAGAUUGCCCCAGCUGAUAUUGGAGACAUCGUUGUUGGCAAUGUUCUGGCUCCAGGGGGUGGGGCGUUCUUGGCAAGAGUUGCUCAGCUCCUCAGUGGAAUUCCUGUAUCCGUGCCGGUCAACACAGUCAACCGUCAGUGUUCUUCAGGUCUGCAGGCAUUCAUGAACAUAGCAGGAGGAAUCAAGAAUGGAGUGUAUGACAUGGGCAUUGCUGCUGGAGUUGAGUCCAUGUCUAGAAUGCAGCAAGGCCAGGAGGCUAAUGACCUGAACCCCAAGGUGUUUGAUAAUGCAGACGCCAGCGAAUGUCUUACUCCUAUGGGAAUAACUUCAGAGAAUGUGGCUGAGCAGUUUGGCAUCACUAGAGAACAGCAAGACCAGAUGGGAUAUGAGUCACAAAUGAAGGCAGCAAGGGCCAAAGCCCAGGGCUUGUUCAAGGAUGAGAUAGUGCCAGUAACUACACGGAUUGAAGACAAAGAUGGCAAAGAACGACAGAUAACGGUGACUGAAGAUGAUGGUAUCCGACCACAGACCACGUUGGAAGGACUGGCAAAACUAAGACCUGCUUUCAAGCCAGGUGGCACAACAACUGCAGGCAAUGCCAGUCAGGUUAGUGAUGGUGCUGCUGCUGUCUUAGUUGCUAAACGCUCCACAGCUGAGGCGGCUGGCUUGCCAGUGCUAGGAUGGCUAGUCUCAUUUGCUGUGGUGGGUGUACCCCCUUCUGUCAUGGGUAUUGGACCAGCGUAUGCCAUCCCUGAAGCAUUGAAGAAAGCUGGGCUGUCUGUGCAGGAUAUUGAUGUCUUUGAAAUCAAUGAAGCCUUUGCAAGCCAGGCCACUUACUGUGUGAAGAAGUUGGGCAUACCCAUGGAGAAGGUCAAUCCCCUGGGUGGGGCCAUAGCCCUUGGGCAUCCUCUAGGAUGCACAGGGGCGCGUCAGAUUGCCACACUACUUCAUGAACUCAAACGCAGGGGCAGACGAGCCUAUGGUGUUGUGUCUAUGUGCAUUGGCACUGGUAUGGGGGCUGCUGCUGUGUUUUACCACCCAGGACCACAGUAACACAUUGGUAAUGAGAGGAAUCGGAAAACAACUCCAGAUAGCCACAUUGUGAACUACAAAUUGCGAUUAAUAAGUGUAGGGUCAGGUAUAGCAUAGUCAUCUGUCACAAAUUACAUAGAGCCAGAACGAAUCCUUGUUACUUCAGAUUUGACAUUAAUAACAU